Messenger RNA from Oncorhynchus tshawytscha (Chinook salmon), 4089 nucleotides. RefSeq names its product zinc finger protein 271-like. Gene Ontology annotation, molecular function: DNA-binding transcription factor activity; RNA polymerase II cis-regulatory region sequence-specific DNA binding. Gene Ontology annotation, biological process: regulation of transcription by RNA polymerase II. The transcript is spliced from 2 exons. Bases 243 to 2351 code for a protein of 702 amino acids. The record is from RefSeq and is a predicted model, not a curated record. Lineage: Eukaryota; Metazoa; Chordata; Actinopteri; Salmoniformes; Salmonidae.
CUCCUUCAACAACAACAGCUUGUCAGACACCUCUGUAGCUUUCUUGCAAACAUAGCCACAACAUUCACGCUCUUUACACUGUUUUCGCUGUAUAUUAGUCGCUGUGUAUUAAACACACUUCUGUCGUAUGUACUUGUUGGUCCACUUAAUUAUAUAUUUACGUUGUUUGUCAGCUAGCUGGUUUGCUAAGUUAGCUUAGAACUAGGCUAGUCGCUAAUGCUAGCUAGCUAACAUCUCCGACCAUGAGUUCACAAAGUUACUCUCCUCCUGUUAAAGAAGAGGUGGUCUGCUGGGCGGAGAAAGAAGCUCUCGUCAAAGAAGAGGAGGAUGUUACAAUCCAAAAACAAGUAGAGGCUGUUACCGUGAAAGAAGAAGAGAAAGACGCGUUCAGAGUGAAAGAGGAGGAGGAUGUUACAGUAAAUGGAGAGGAGGCAGUGAAACAGGAGGAUGCAGUGUUUGGAGUGAAAGAGGGGGAGAUUACUGUCACAUUGAAAGAAGAAGAGGAGGAGGUUGGAGAUCUGUUUAACACCAGAGAGAGACGGGACUAUCGUGGGGAGCCUCAACAACCUCAUGAUGCUGACAAGGCAGAGAAGAGUCUCUCCCGAUCAAAACACCUCAAGAAACACAUGCUAAGACCCACAGGGAAGGGAACUCACUGCUGCUCUGACUGUGGGAAGAGAUUCACCUCAUCAGGCAUUAAAAUUCAUCAGAGAAUCCACACAGGAGAGAAACCUUAUAGCUGUAGUCAAUGUGGGAAGAGAUUUGCGACAUCUGGCUCUCUGACUCUACACCAGAGAACACACACAGGAGAGAAACCUUAUAGCUGUGAUCAAUGUAGGAAAAGUUUUGUUCAAUCGAGCCAGCUAACUCAACACCAGAGAACACACACAGGAGAGAAACCUUAUAGCUGUGAUCAAUGUGGGAAGAGUUUUACUGCAUCUGGCUCUCUGACUCUACACCAGAGAACACACACAGGAGAGAAACCUUAUAGUUGUGAUCAAUGUGGGAAGAGUUUUGUUCGAUCUGACCAGCUGACUUUACACCAGAGAACACACACAGGAGAAAAACCUUACAGCUGUGAUCAAUGUGGGAAGAGUUUUGGUCAAUCUGGAGAGCUGACAGUGCACCAGAGAACACACACAGGAGAGAAAUCUUAUAGCUGUGAUCAAUGUGGGAAGAGUUUUGUUACAUCUAGCCGUCUGACAUUACACCAGAGAACACACACAGGAGAGAAACCUUAUAGCUGUGAUCAAUGUGGGAAGAGUUUUGGUCAAUCUGGAGAGCUGACAGUGCACCAGAGAACACACACAGGAGAGAAACCUUAUAGCUGUGAUCAAUGUGGGAAGAGUUUUGUUACAUCUAACCGUCUGACAUUACACCAGAGAACCCACACAGGAGAGAAACCUUAUAGCUGUGAUCAAUGUGGGAAGAGUUUUACUACAUCUAGCUCCCUGGCAUUACACCAGAGAACACACACAGGAGAGAAACCUUAUAGCUGUGGUCAAUGUGGGAAGAGUUUUAGUCAAUCUGGAGAUCUGACAGUGCACCAGAGAAUACACACAGGAGAGAAGCCUUAUAGCUGUGAUCAAUGUGGGAAGAGAUUUGCUGCAUCUGGCUCUCUGACUCUACACCAGAGAACACACACAGGAGAGAAAUCUUAUAGCUGUGAUCAAUGUGGGAAGAGUUUUGUAACAUCUAGCCGUCUGACAUUACACCAGAGAACCCACACAGGAGAAAAAUCUUAUAGCUGUGAUCAAUGUGGGAAGAGUUUUGCUCAAUCUGGAGAGCUGACUGUCCACCAGAGAACCCACACAGGAGAGAAACCUUAUAGCUGUGAUCAAUGUGGGAGGAGUUUUACAACAUCUAGCUCUCUGACAGUACACCAGAGAAAACACACAGGAGAGAAACCAUAUUGCUGUGGUCAAUGUGGGAAGAGUUUUAGUCAAUCUGGAGAUCUGACAGUGCACCAGAGAAUACACACAGGAGAGAAACCUUAUAGUUGUGAUCAAUGUGGGAAGAGUUUUACAACAUCUGGCUCUCGGACUCUACACCAGAGAAUACACACAGGAGAGAAACCUUAUAGCUGUGAUCAAUGUGGGAAGAGAUGUGCUACAUCUGGCGCUCUGACUCUUCAACAGAGAACACACACAGGGGAGAAACCUUAUAGCUGUGGUCAAUGUGGGAAGAGUUUUUCUGCAUCUAGCAAUCUGACUCUACACCAGAGAAUACACACAGGAGAGAAAUCUUAUAGCUGUGAUAGAUGUGGGAAGAGAUUUGCUACAUGUGGCCAGCUGACUCAACACCAGAGAACACACACAGGAGAAAAAUCGCAUAGCUGUGACCAGAGAUAAUCUGAUAAAAGAUCUCUCAUCAAAUAUUAGAAAACACAUACAUGAAGGAGGAGUUUCAUAAUUUCAAUGAAUUAAUGUCACAAUGUAGAAUGUUUUAACAUUGUAGUAGGAGUAUUUUAAUAGUGUCACAAUGUAGAAGCCUAAACGUUUGGCCCCUUAUGAUAACAUGAUAUGGAUAUUAGCCUCAGAGGAAAAAUCCAGGCUCUGAAAUGGAAUAGUACUAUUUACACUUACCACGUUGGCCCUUGAAUGUAAAUGUAGCUAGCUGUUUUCUACAAAUUGUCCUCUAACCAGGGAUGUACACAUUACUCCCAGAUUCCGUGUGGUUUUUGAGCUGUCAGUUUUAACAGGACGUGCAACCUCAUCUCUCUCCUCUCGCACAAAUGAUUUUAGCAUGAUAUCGAUGAGUGAUGACAAAUAAGUGCCCUUGUUUAGCGCCCCCUACAUUUAAAUGCAUCACUCCCAAAUGUAGCUGACUCUUCUGCAGGUUGUCCUCUAACCAGUGAGGUAAAAUAUAUCUCCCAUUUCCAUGUGUUUUUUUUGUUGUGUCCGUUUCAACAGAGCGUACAACCUCAUUUCCCCCCUAAUCGAUAUCAGUGAUUUAUUGCUACUUUUCAAAACAACAGCGUUUUUAGUGCUUGUGCAGUUUAUAAGGAGCUUGUUUUAAAAAAUACAAGUAAUACGAUUAUUGUGGCAGAUGUUUGUGUAUAUAGCACAUGUUAGUUUUUCAUUUUAUCCCAAAUUGUUUCUGUGUAUUGGUUAUUGAUAUGGACACAUUAAAACUGUGUUUUGACAUUGGGCUAUCCCACCUAGCAAAAUGUCAUUGAAAAGACGUUGAAAAUAUGACUAUGCAAUCAAAUAUUUAAUAUUUACAUUUCAUGUAACAUUUGGUAGUGAUAUUUAUUCAUGCAACCAACUGACACUUUUUGGUACAAUUAUAUUGACAUUGUUGCCCUGUUUUUAGAAUAUCAGGGUUUAUUCUCACAUGUGCCAAAUGUACUAGAGCAUGACAUUGGGGACUGGGCCCCGAUCCAACAACAUGCCUAUCGAGUGAACCCUGAAAAGAGAGAGAAGCUCUGCAGUGAGGUGGAAAGUUACUACGGAUAUCGCAGGAGUUUCCUCUUGAAAUCAGACAUGUUCAUGGUAAGGGCAACUUGGUUUCUGAUUGUCUCAAGGGUGUUUAGUCAGAGUUACCAUGGAACACAAUUUAUUUGGAGUUUUAUCUCUUAUUUUCUGUAUUGAAACUGCACUGUUGGUUAGGGGCUUGUAAGGAAGCAUUUCACUUUUGUAUUCGGCGCUUGUGACUAAUACAAUUUUAUUUGAGUUUUGUUUGGGCUCUUACCAAGGGGAUGAGAGUUCUAGAAGCUAGUGAGUUUUAGAAUAGCGAGAGUUCUAGAAGCGAGUGAGUUUUAGGAUUCUAUAGAAAGAAAAAGGAGAAAAAAAUAAUAUGAUUGUUUUUUAUUUUUAUUUAGGAAUAGGUGUUUUUUUUUAUUUUAAUUUUUGACAUCCAAUAGACACCAUGUUUAUAUUGGUGAAGGUGAAGCAUUGUAGUUGAUUAUAAUGGGAAAUGGAAGUUGUUUUCUGUUGGUGUUGAGCAAACUUGUCCAACAAAAAUCUAGGAUAUAUUUGUCUCUUAAGGGGGAAGGUGUUCCAGGCUUUGGUUAUUCCAUUUAUGUUUUGAGGUUGGACUUCAGCUCAUCUGAUUGGUGUCACCUCGUUAGUCGGGUUACACCUGUGC